CAAUGACUAUAUUCCAAAAUGUUAUAGAAACUUGGCGUUGACAAUCUCCUCGUUGUUUUCGUCAUAUAUAUUUUUUGGGAAGUUGGUGAAAACAUUUUGCAUAGGGUUUGAUUUUUUUGCUAGGAUCUUCAUAAAAUAUCGGCAGCCUCCCUGCAAAGGAACCCUAACUUGAAACGUCAAUCAAACAUGUCAUUCGAUUUUCUUAAAAUGGCGGAGAUCAGUGUUUAUGAUGUUAUGUAAACGAAGUUUUCUGGUGUUUGUUCGCAAAAUUGUGAGUUUUGUUCGUCGAAGGUAGAGGCGAUCGCAGCUUCGGAAAUGUCCAAACGAUUAGUCGAGCCUGCAGCGUCUAAAAUGAGCCGAAACGAUCGUUUCGCUCAGAUGUCUAAUCAAGAACGACUUAUCGAGGAGAAGAAACGGGAGAUCCAGGCGAAACUGGAAGCCCGUCGGAAGCAAACCAGCGAAAGUAACAAUAAUGCAAACGAAACCAAAACUGAGGUGGAUAAACCGGGCAUCGUCAACAUAUUUUCUAACGACGGUUCGUUUUUAGAUCAGUUUAAACAGAUGAAGGAGAAAAAGGUGGAGUCUCGCCUGAAAUCAUUUAAUAAAUUUAAGGAGCGCGAGGAUAAGAAUUUCAUGGACAAAAGUAAAUGGGCUCCGAGAAAGAGAUCGCCGUCGCCGUUGGAUCGAUCGAAAAAAUCGUCACGAUUUUCCACCGAACAAAAAAUCACAAUAAACACUAGCAAGUUUUCGUCACAGCACUAUGAACCGCCGCCUCCGCCGGCACCACUGCUUCGCACGGCCGACAAACCUCCAGCGGUAGUGGCCGACGUCCGACUGAAAGAAGACCCGUCGCUCACUGAACCGCCAAAACAUCCACCUUAUUGUGUCAUGCCUUGUUCCUUCGGACCACAACCAUUGAACGUGUUGGAGCAACAGCAGCAGCAGCAGCAGAAUGACAAUCAGAUGGUCAAUGUGGUGUUGGUGACGCAGGAACAGAAAAUCUUUGUCAGCACCACUCCAACCAACGUAAUGCCCGCCGUGAACCCCACCACCUCUUUGACGAUGGUGUCGUUGCCACCGCCCAUGCUGCCUCCGCAGGGUGUCAGUUUUGUAACCCAGAGUCAUCCAAUGUCGGUGAGGCCGCCGGGCAUGCCCCCUCUCGAACUUGCCUCCAUCCCACCUCCAAAUCCUAUUCAGGUGGUCAACUACCAGGUGGCGCAGCCGCCGGACGGAUUAAACGCGAUGAGCGUGCCGCCCCCUACCUCCAUCCAGGUGCACGGGAUACCGUCCGCGUCCUUGAAUGAAAUGCCCAAACCAAAACCCAUGGAGAUGCUCUCGGUAGGAGGCGGUGACGAGAACCCCAUUACCGAUCAUGAUUUCAUAAAAAACGUGCCGCCUCCGAAUAAGUCGGUCCCACCCCCAAACGCCCACCUCCAAACGUCGUUCAUGGCGCAGGCGCCGCAAAGUGUUUUGAUUCACACGGUCAGCUCCGCCGCUGGCCUCGUGUCCUUGCAAGCGCCGAUGCUCUCCAACGGGAUCCCGGUGCUGCAAGUGCCGCCCCCGGCACCACCGCUGCAAAUUCAAAACACGUCAAACGGGUCGGGUUUCGCACUGGGUGCUCCGAUACCGCCCCUUAUGGGGCAGACCAUAUUGCCACCGCCAGGGCUAGGGGUGGACGUGUGUCGGCCGCCUCCGGCCAUUUUAGCCGGCAGCGACGUUAGCCAGCCACCACCGAACUUUAUCAACCAGCCGCCGCCGCCAAUCACUAGCCAAUUGCCCCCGAUGACAGUGCCGCCGCCGUCGAUACCGCCCCCUUUCAGGGACGUGAGCGCAGUUUUCCCCCCAGGUACUGCGGAUUUCGAGGCGAUGGCGUCACUCGCCCGCAUGGUCGCCGACUGCGGUCCCAGCGUCGAGGACGUCGUUAAACAGAAAAAAACGCAAGACCCGAACCUGUGGUUCCUAUUUUAUAAAGAGUCGGCCGCAUACCGUCAGUACGCCGGCCUAGUGGAGCAAUACAAGCGCGAAAGCGGCGGAGACGACGGCGCCGAUGACGUCAAACCUCCUCCGCCGGACCCGGAGGACAUGUACGAGCCGGAAAUGGCGCUCGAAGACGAGGAACCACCCAUCAAGGUCGAGGUCAAACAAGAGCUGCAGGAACACGAGGGUUCCACGAAGUCGGAUCUUGGAGCCAAACGAAAACGCAAAAGCCGAUGGGGCGACAAAGAUCCGAACGUUAGAGCCCCGGCCAUCGUGCCCGCCCCCGUAUCAACCCAAGCCGGCGUCGCGACGCCCACGCCGAUCCUGAGCAAAGUGACGCGGAACGAUCCCGCGCUGUUGCACUACGCGAGAACGACGUACGGGUCGACGAACCUCAGCGAGGAGGAUUGGAAAAAGGCGGAGGACAAUUUCAAAAUCCACCUGCUGUACCAGGACAUGUUGAAGAAGCGCGAGGACGUGGAACGUCUCAAACAGCAGGGAAAGAACAAAUACGAGUACGAUUCGGACGAGGACACGCAGGGCGGCACGUGGGAACACAAGCUACGCGAGAAGGAGAUGACGGCGACGGAAAGGUGGGCGACGGAGCUCACCAAGCAGGCGGAGGGCAAACAUCACAUCGGCGAUUUCCUGCCGCCGGAAGAACUGAAACGGUUCAUGGAAAAGUCGAGCGCCGUGAAAGAGGGCCGGCAGCCCAACUUUUCCGACUACAAGGAGUUUAAAAUUAAAGAGGACAAUAUCGGGUUCAAGAUGUUGCAGAAGUUGGGAUGGUCGGAGGGACAAGGAUUGGGGUCGAAUAACGCGGGGAUAGUCGAACCCGUGAACAAGGGCGCGCCCAGGGAACACACCCAGGGUUUGGGAUUGAACGUGAGCGACGCCACCGAGGGCGAGGACGAAUACGAGUCGUAUAGGAAGCGAAUGAUGCUCGCUUAUCGGUUCCGGCCAAAUCCAUUGAACAAUCCCAGGCGGCCAUACUAUUGAACGGAGACGUCGUCGCGCGGAAUUGAAAUGUUUAUUGGACUUGUAUAUAGAUAGUAAUAAAUAGAUAGUAAGGUUAAGCUAUCAA
This is a messenger RNA of Cylas formicarius (sweet potato weevil), 3061 nucleotides long. Its product is annotated as SURP and G-patch domain-containing protein 1-like. The transcript has 10 exons. Gene Ontology annotation, molecular function: RNA binding. Gene Ontology annotation, biological process: RNA processing. Gene Ontology annotation, cellular component: nucleoplasm. The record is from RefSeq and is a predicted model, not a curated record. Lineage: Eukaryota; Metazoa; Arthropoda; Insecta; Coleoptera; Brentidae. Bases 316 to 2976 code for a protein of 886 amino acids.